GAUAUAUAUUUUCUUUCUGCCUAUCUUUUCUUCUUUAAUAACCACGUACCAAACUAAACACAUUCUUUAUACAAUCAAGUGCGUGCUGCUGUAUGUCACUGCAUUCAUGCUCCGCGUCUGUUUAGUCUGGCAUUUUGAACCCAGAUAAAGAAAGAGCCCGCAUCUAACAAUUCUAUGAGUCGUCUUCGUCUGAUAACACGGCCCGACAGCUACCAAUCAAGUUCUUCGUCGCAGACAGGGUGAGACAGAGAAGGGGGUAGGGACAGGGAGAUAGAGCAGACAACCUUAAAUAGAAGUGUACUCGCCUGCAUCCACCUCUCGUGCUGCGAAUUUGACAGCAGAAGCGACUUAUCAUGACCAGUAAAAUCGCUCUCGUCGUCGCCUCGGUUUAUCUCUCCUGCUCCAUCGCGUCGAGCGAUCGAAACCUCGAGGCUGAAAAUAGAACUUGCGAGUGUCUCGAGAAGUCUCGUGACGCGAGAUCCGACGACGUGGACGCCAUCACCGUGGUGCUGGACCGACAUUCCCAGCUGAUCGACGAUCUAACAGCACGGCUGCAGGCGCUGGAAAACAGGUCACAAAAGAAAGUGGUAUUUUCCGCUCACUUUUCCAUUGAAGUAAUUAAAGAUAUCGGACCAGGAAAGACCAUCAUUUUUGACACUGCUGCUUUCAAUAUUGGAAACGGGUAUGACCCUGCAACAGGGAUAUUUCGUGCCCCGUACGCAGGGGAGUACGUCUUUCACAUCAAGAUUCUUUCAGCAAGCAACAAUGGUAUACGCCUGGAUGUUGUGACAACCCCAAACAAUGCUAUCAUCACAACUACAGAGGUCUGGGUUCAUCCAGACCGAGAGGUGGCCACGGCACAGUCCAUGGUCCAUCUCAGCGCUGGUCAGCAAGUCUGGGUACUUGGCUACCCGACAAACAUGAAUCCACCUCUGACUCAGCUUUGGGGUCUCAUCUACUCGUCCUUUUCAGGAUUUUUGUUGUAUCCUGAUUAGGAACUCCAAGUACAAUGACGAUUGCAAUUCACUUUUUAUCUUGUUAAAAAAAUUGCACAUACACUUGAUAAUCGCUCGUUAUUUUGUUGCAUCUUGAUUAAAAAGUACAAAUACAUGUAA
Molecule: messenger RNA, 1115 nt
Organism: Pomacea canaliculata
Lineage: Eukaryota; Metazoa; Mollusca; Gastropoda; Architaenioglossa; Ampullariidae
Product: complement C1q tumor necrosis factor-related protein 4-like
Exons: 3
Coding region: 354-995 (213 amino acids)
Molecular function (GO): protein binding
Source: RefSeq, a predicted model, not a curated record